CAGUCGUCGCAAACGAACAGCGCCAACGCCACUCACGCCGUCGUACUUACUAUACGCCGCACCGCUCGCCGCCGCAGUGUGUUUUUUUCCGCGUAUUUUCGUCGCCUAAUCCGCCGCGCAACCGCGGUCCACCCCCCCGGCCGCCGCCCGCACACCCCGCCACGAAGAGUGCGCGCAAGAAGAAGUCAUCGUUCCGCGGAAAAGCCAAAGGCCGCGCACACCCGACCGACCGGAUCGGUAAUCUUACGUCAUCCGAGUCCGAUCGAAAAAUUUUCUUCCUCCUCCCCCGUACUUGUGGUAGUGCACAUAUCCGUCGGCCCGUCGUCUGCAGUCGUCGUCUGCGGCACCGUCGCAUCCCCCUCCCCACCCCGCCUGGCAUAUACAGCGCAGUGGGCCGCCCCGCAUAAUAUCAUAUCAUCACUAUUAUAAUAUAUGCACAGUUAUUGCUGCACGCACGCAUUAUAAUAUCAUUGUUGUUUACAAGAUAAUUAUUAUUAUAAAUGAUAUUAUAAUACUACUGCACGGCGACAACUACAGCUGCAGCCCGCCGUCGCCGCCGUCGCCACUGCCGCGGCGAGCCCGCGAACCGCUGCCGCAUCCGCCGUCAAGUCCGUUUUCCCCGCCGCUCCGCAAAGGUGAGUUCAAACGAUAUUGUAGCCGCAUCAUCCGCACUCCAGCUUAACCAUGGUGGCUGUAUUGAACGCCGUUCAAGGAUUUUUCGACAACUAUGGAGACCCUCGUACCAAGGAUUGGUUUUUGAUGCACAACCCUCUACCCACGGCACUGAUAUGCGCAACGUACGUGUUCACCGUCAAAGUCGCGGGGCCGCGAUUUAUGGCCAACCGCAAACCGAUGGAGCUGAGGAACAUUCUCAUCGCUUAUAAUCUUUUCCAAGUGAUUUUCAGCUCUUGGUUGUUCUAUGAGCUUGGCAUAUCAGGUUGGCUGACUGGCAGGUAUAAUUUCCGGUGUGAGCCGGUAGAUUAUUCGAAUCAUCCAAUGACCCUGCGGAUGGUCAACGUAUGUUGGUGGUAUUAUUUCUCAAAAUUCACAGAAUUCAUGGACACGAUAUUCUUUGUUCUCCGCAAAAAGGAUAGACACAUUUCGACCCUGCACGUGAUUCAUCACGGAGUGAUGCCAAUGAGCGUGUGGUUUGGAGUGAAGUUCACACCAGGUGGUCACAGCACGUUCUUCGGAUUGCUGAACACGUUCGUCCACAUAAUCAUGUACUCGUACUACUUGUUGGCCGCCCUGGGCCCCAACGUGCAGAAAUACUUGUGGUGGAAGAAGUACUUGACCACCCUGCAAAUGUUGCAAUUCUUGGCCAUCAUGCUGCACGCGUUCCAACUGCUCUUCAUCGACUGCAACUACCCGAAGGCUUUCGUCUGGUGGAUCGGCAUGCACGCCGUUAUGUUCUUCUUCUUGUUCAAGGAGUUUUACAAGCAACAGUACACGAAACCGUCGAAACCAUCGGCCGGCGCCCAGUCCAGACCCUCGGCCAACGGCUCGUCCAAGUCGUCCAACGGCUACAGCAAACAGUCGGACUACUACAUAAACAGCAACGGACUGUCUAGGCCCGACCUGGUACACAGGACCACGGCCGGAUCGCACUGACCGCCGCCUCCGAUGCCGCCGCCGCCGCCGCUGACGACGGCAAGCCACAGCAGCCGCCGACAUCGCCGCCGACGCUGCUAAACGGUCGCUGCUGCAGCCGCUGUCGCCGCCAACAAAAUUGCUCAACACGCCCAAAUUAAUAAUAUUAUUUGACCUGCAGACACGCGUCUGUGUUCCGAGCAGACGUUUUUUUUUUUUUUUUGAAAGUGGACAAAUUUCUCUACCCCCCUCCCCCAUCCCUCUCUCUCUCUCUAUCUCUAUCUCUCUACAUCUCUUUUUCCCCUUUUUAUUAUUAUAUAUAAUUAUUUUUAAUAUUAUAUUAUAUCGUUUAUAUAUAUUAUGCAUCAUAUGUAUAUUAUAUAUAUAUAUUAUUAUUAUUGUUUAGAGUUAACGUGGCCUAUUUAUUGGUUUUCGUACCUACUAUAUACCGCUCUGUCGCCGUUGAGUCGGUUCGCCAGGUCGUUGUGUGGCGAUCGCCGCUGAGCAUGCGAAAGAAAAAUCUAUUCUGCCUAAAAAAAAAAAAAAAGAAAUCGAGUGAGAUUAUUGUUUUUUUUUUUUUUUUCAUUAUGAUUAUUAUUUUGAGAACCCGGGGCUAUUAUAUACAUUACGAUAUAAAAAAUACCACAUAAUAUGUAUAUACGAUAUAUUAUAUAUAUAUAUAUAUAUUAAUUUAUAAGUCUGUCUAUUUAUCGUACGUUAUAGUAAUAAUUAUUGUAUACUAUCGUGUUAGGUGUUGGAAAUGAACAGUCCGCAUAUUAUCGUGUGUAAAAACGUUUUUACGCAUUUUUUUGCGUUUUGUACAAUUAUUUUUUUCGUUUAAAAUUUGUGUAAGACACGUGAACAGAUAAAAAAAAAAAAUCAUUUGUUUUUCAGACGAAACCAUUUCGAUGUAAAAUCCAGUCGUGUUUUUCAAAAUAUUUUGAUGUGAUACCUAUGUAACGUUUGUUUUAUAUAUUUUGUGUAAUGAUUUAAACCAUAUGUGAUUAUUAUUAUUAUUAUUAUUAUUAUUAUAAUUAUUUUUAUUAUUAUUAUUAUUAUUAUUAUUUUGUACGAAACACGGCGCCUCACGUGCCUUAGUAUUACGGGACCAGUGUAAUUACUAAUAAUAAUUAAGAGAUUAUAUACGCUCUCGUGUAUAAUAAUAUUAUCAUGUUUACGUUACAAAAAAAUUGUAUACUGUUUAGUAUUGUAUAAUAUAUUAUUAUAAUAAUGAAAAUAAAGGUUCCCGGUAUUUUUAUGUGCCAGCAAAUACGAACGAA
Metopolophium dirhodum (rose-grain aphid) is the source of this 2870-nucleotide messenger RNA. RefSeq names its product elongation of very long chain fatty acids protein AAEL008004-like. Gene Ontology annotation, molecular function: fatty acid elongase activity. Gene Ontology annotation, cellular component: endoplasmic reticulum membrane. The coding region runs from base 685 to 1611 and encodes 308 amino acids. The transcript has 8 exons. Lineage: Eukaryota; Metazoa; Arthropoda; Insecta; Hemiptera; Aphididae. Gene Ontology annotation, biological process: fatty acid elongation, monounsaturated fatty acid; fatty acid elongation, saturated fatty acid; very long-chain fatty acid biosynthetic process. The record is from RefSeq and is a predicted model, not a curated record.